CUAAAAUUCACCACCAAAAGGACUCUCUUUCUUCUAAGCUUCCCUAAUCCUUCCCCAUUUUCUCAUUUUUCCUUUUUUUUUUUUUCUUAUUUGUUUAGGGCUGUCUUUGUUUCUUAUGAAAGACAUAUUUAAACUCACAUCUUUUCAGAGAAUCCAAUGACUUGGUCCUUUACUCACUUGUCUUUGAACCUUCUUCGUUCCACUUCAUUCUUCUCUAUCCAAUAUAUAGGAGAAAAGCGAUUAAUGGUGUCAGUUUUCCUCUUCAUUUAGUCUCCAUCCAUAAUCCAUAGAAAACAGAUCUCCAUCGGUUUGACAAAAUGUCUCAGUUGAUUUUUCUUUGUUUGUGAAAGAAGGUAGGAAGAGUCCUAGAAGAAAAUUGAAGGUUUUUUUUUGUUUUUUGGAGAAAUGAUGUCUAAUGUUAAUGUUUCAAGCCCUCAAAAGGACAUGCAGAUCUCGAAAAAUUGUGGAGGUGGUAGAGGAAAUGGCAGCCAUGUUUCAGGUUCAGCAGCUCAACUGUCUCCAACAGGACCUACCUCUCCGAGCAUGGAGGAGAACUACCGGCAGUACAAGAGAACAGUGGUGAGGUACAAGGAUUGUAUGAAGAACCAUGCAGCUGCCAUUGGAGGAAAUGCCAUAGAUGGGUGUGGAGAGUUUAUGCCAAGUGGAGAGGAAGGCACCAUUGAAGCCCUCAAGUGCUCUGCCUGCGGCUGCCACCGGAACUUCCACAGGAAAGAGAUAGAAUGUGACUGCCCCUUUGAAUGCUACCACUCUCCAGUGCUAAACAAUGGUGGAAGGAAACUCAUUUUGGGGCCUCACAAUUACAUUUCAGCAGGGAACUUGAUUGCUUCAAGGGUAGACCCUCCCCACCAGGUGAUAGUGUCCUACAAAGGAGGGUCUAAUGCUCCCUCUGAAUCUGAUGAGAAAGAUGAUGGAGGAGGUGGGGUUGUGGUGGCGAGGUCAGUUGAGAAGGUGAGGAAAAGGUUCAGGACCAAGUUCACACAAGAACAGAAGGAGAAAAUGCUCGACUUUGCAGAGAGGGCAGGGUGGAGAAUUCAGAAGCUGGAAGACUCUGUUGUGCAGCAGUUUUGCCAAGAACUUGGGAUCAAGAGGAGAGUGCUUAAGGUGUGGAUGCACAAUAAUAAACACAGCUUGGCCAAGAAAAUAGAACCAACCACUUGAAGUACUCUCUAUGCCUUCAACUAGAUUUCAAUGUUCUUCUUAUUUUAGGCUAAAUUAUUUUUUUCCAACUAAUUAGGAUUUUCCUUCUAGUUCCUGUGUUUGCAGUUUUCUUAAUUUUUAGUACAACGCUAGUCUAGUUUUGAGUGUUAAAUAAAUGUCAGUGUUUUGGGUAUAUGUGAUAGCAAGAAUUAUAUAUGUACUGUGGAACAGAAAUGUUUUCUUUUUAACUAUGUUUAGAUGUUUAAAUAAUGAGGAUGUUCUAUA
Molecule: messenger RNA, 1443 nt
Organism: Rubroshorea leprosula
Lineage: Eukaryota; Viridiplantae; Streptophyta; Magnoliopsida; Malvales; Dipterocarpaceae
Source: the annotation of a GenBank genome assembly